Messenger RNA from Pecten maximus, 3066 nucleotides. Its product is annotated as serine/threonine-protein phosphatase 2A catalytic subunit beta isoform-like. The record is from RefSeq and is a predicted model, not a curated record. Gene Ontology annotation, cellular component: cytosol. Lineage: Eukaryota; Metazoa; Mollusca; Bivalvia; Pectinida; Pectinidae. Gene Ontology annotation, molecular function: protein serine/threonine phosphatase activity. Gene Ontology annotation, biological process: peptidyl-serine dephosphorylation; mitotic cell cycle.
UCGCACCUCAGACCCACGGCGGCCAUUUUGUCUGUAGCUGCUUUUGAAAACACGGGAAACCGUGUUCGUACAUGAAUUGGACACUGAAGACAUUAUAAAACAUAAUAUGGAUCCCUUAGAAGACAGGACUUCUGCCAAAGAACUCGACCAAUGGAUUGAACAGUUAAAUGAAUGCAAGCAAUUGUCAGAAAACCAAGUUAAAUCCUUGUGCGAAAAGGCGAAAGAGAUUUUAACAAAAGAGUCCAAUGUACAGGAAGUCAAAUGUCCAGUGACAGUGUGUGGUGAUGUCCAUGGCCAGUUCCAUGACCUGAUGGAACUGUUUCGCAUAGGUGGAAAAUCACCCGACACAAACUACUUAUUUAUGGGAGAUUAUGUAGAUAGAGGUUACUACUCGGUAGAAACAGUUAGUCUUCUAGUAGCAUUGAAGGUAAGGUUUAAGGACAGAAUUACAAUCCUACGAGGAAAUCAUGAAAGCCGUCAAAUUACCCAAGUAUAUGGUUUCUACGAUGAGUGCUUAAGAAAGUAUGGAAAUGCCAACGUUUGGAAAUAUUUCACCGACCUCUUUGAUUACCUCCCUCUUACUGCCUUAGUGGAUACACAGAUAUUUUGUUUACACGGUGGUUUGUCUCCAUCUAUAGACACUUUAGAUCAUAUACGAGCUUUAGACAGAAUCCAGGAGGUUCCUCAUGAGGGACCAAUGUGUGAUCUGCUAUGGUCAGACCCGGACGACAGAGGCGGCUGGGGUAUUUCUCCCCGUGGUGCUGGCUACACAUUUGGACAGGACAUCUCAGAGACAUUCAAUCACAGCAACUCUCUGACACUGGUAUCCAGAGCGCAUCAGUUAGUAAUGGAGGGUUACAAUUGGUGCCACGAUCGGAAUGUUGUAACAAUAUUCAGUGCCCCCAACUAUUGCUAUCGGUGUGGAAACCAAGCAGCCAUUAUGGAACUAGAUGAUGCUCUCAAGUAUUCAUUCUUGCAGUUUGAUCCAGCCCCACGACGAGGAGAGCCUCAUGUAACAAGGAGAACUCCGGAUUACUUCCUGUAAAGAAUGAACAAAGAGCUUUGCAGAACAAUAUCAUGCGCUAAUAUCUAGAAAUGUUGUACCAGAGUUUGUAUGUGAAGUCUUUUGUGCUGGUACCUUUUGCCGACUGAUCUGUGACCAGUAGAGACGUACCGACCAGCAAUAUGUUGAUCCCUACCAGCACAACACGCAUGACAUUUUUAGUCUUUUAUUGUUAUUUGGAGAGAGAAAAUGCACAGCUCAUUUAAUAUUGACGAGAUCUUCAACAUUUGUCGAGAUGAUAGAAUUAAGGAACUUGGUUGGAAGCCAGAUUUUUUAGAACUCUUUUUUUUGGGGGGUUGGGGGCUACAUAUCGGCGAAAUAUAACACACAAGUUUCCAUCAUUUACAGGCACAUUGUUUUGGUGUCAUGAGUGUGCAAUUUCAAUAAAUAGUAAUAUUAACGUGUUCAGUUUGUGACAAGUUGUUAGAUGCAGCGAUCAUGUUAGGCUUUUAAGCCUUGUUACGUUUAUCACUGGCAGCCAUUACGACAUCAUUGCCAUACAGAAAGAAUUUGAUGAAAUAAUAUCCUAUCAAUUCACAAUGUUCCAUCUUAUCAGGGGAAGUAGUGGGGAAAUGCUGUCCAAGGUUAAAACUACGAAUCGUAGGUCGUCUGCAUGUCCUGUAUAAAUAUAUUAAACAUUUUUCCUCCUAAGAUAAAGUUUCUCUGUAGAAAUUUAUAAGUUAUAUUUGAGUACAAGGUGAUAUAACGUACCCCCAGUGUGAUUAUUUAUACUUUUAUGUAAGUAGUGGGCCACUUGACUGGGCCUGGUAGCGACACUCAUUGCUGGUGUACAUGGUAGGCAUUACUGUGCUAUAUAUAUAAUGAUUUCUUGUUAUAUUUUGUAAUGUAUGCGUGCGAGGGAGACGAUUAAGAGACGAGCGAUUGAACGGAAGAGACGGUAAUUAUUGUCAAACCUUUGUCUACUAUGAGUUUUAUUUCUUUUCAUUCUGUCAAAUGUUCAAAAUUAUUUGAAUUUCCCUCUUCAGACAUUUGACGGUAGUCUACAUGAAUGUUUUUCGUAAAAAUUAGAGCCUGUUUAUUGAGCGUGUACUACGGUAUAUCAAUUUGAACAGUGUCCAGUUGUCUGUAGAAAUGGCAUAUUUUUAGCGUACGGUUUAAUGGUGUCCCAUUUCAUUUCCCUUUCAUUCUUCUCCUAAACACACAAUAUGAAUUAAAACUAUAUAAUUAUAUGAGUGUUGUUGACAUAUUUUGCUUCUAGGAAAUGUACUAUUGGCUAUUCCUGGGAUCCAUGUUUAGAAUUAACCUAAAAGUAGCUCAUUUAAAGUCAAUUAUGUUUUAUGCGGUUGACAUUUUUUCUGUGGUGGCUUUUUCAGAAUUUAUAAACAUGAUUUAGAAUCAGGUUAAAAACUUCAUAAACCAAAGCAAAAGAAAAACAUGUUUGAGCCCAACACUUCAAACAGUUUUGGUGCAACCACAUAAAAUUUCACUAUAACAUGCAUCAGAUUUUUUUAAUGUUUUGAAACCACAGAAUAUUUAUACGAUAUUCCUCAAUUUUAUUGUGAUCAUAGAAACAUGCACAUGCAGUCAUGUUUUAAAACAUUGUAAUGACCAAAUUUCAUUUUAGUUAAAAAUCAGAAGUGUAGAUUUGUUUCAUUAACAAGUUGGUCUGUUUUGUGUUGAUUAAUGUUUUAAUAUGCUUCAAGUAGGCUUCAUAUAGCUUCAAAUAUUUUGUUAUGUAAUGCAUUUGAUCUGUCAUUAUCUUCUAAUGAUCCUGAAGCUUUUGCCUGGGGAACUUUUGAGUUAAUAUGCAGUUAGAACUGAAUUGAAAACCACAAGCUUCAAUAGAGUGAGUUGUAGUUUAACUGAUAAAAACUAGUAACAAUUUUUUCCAUAUAUCUUCUCGCCGUUAUCGUCCUGAGCAAUGAAUUAAUUACAUACCAUGUGUGUCGUUGAAUCGGGAGAUGCAAGAUUUUAGAAUUUACAAUUUGCACACGUAUGUCGACAAAGUUAUUGAUAAUAAAGAUUAAGUAACAUAUCUCCUG